This is a messenger RNA of Hordeum vulgare subsp. vulgare (domesticated barley), 1300 nucleotides long. RefSeq lists its product as uncharacterized. Lineage: Eukaryota; Viridiplantae; Streptophyta; Magnoliopsida; Poales; Poaceae. The record is from RefSeq and is a predicted model, not a curated record. The coding region runs from base 310 to 933 and encodes 207 amino acids. The transcript has a single exon.
ACAUGGGAAGCAUGCAUGCCCAGCCCAGCCUCCGUUUGACCCUUUCCGCUCGGGGCCGAGAGCCCCAGACCCAAGCACGAUUCCGUAACCUAAUCUCCCUUUUCCACCGUAAUAAACCCGCGCGCUCUAUAUAUAUAUACGACCGCCAUCGGCGCCAACUCGUAACAGGCGACGGAGUUCCUUCAUCUUCUAAUUGUCCAUCCACCAUUUUAUCAGCGAGCCCAAGCACACAGAGCAACGCACGCGAGAGCGCGAGCUGGUGGGCAGGGCCAAGCCGAGCAGCAGGAAGCGAGAGAGCGAGCGUCGACGAUGGCGGCGGCUGGGUGGUGGUGCUGGCCGAUGCCGGCGUGGCUGGGCUCCGGCGCGGCGUGGUUCGUGGCCCUCAACCUCGUCGUGGGCGCCAUCUUCGCCCUGUCCUCCCGUGCGCAGCCGCAGUCGCCCUCGCCGCGCCGCGCCGGGAUCACGCGCAGGGCCUCGUCGGCGGUGCUGCAGCGCAUCCGCUCCUUCAACAUCUUCUCCUUCCCGUCCUCUUACCUCUACACAGCAGACGCAGAGCCGAGCCCGCGCGCCGCCGCCGCCACCUUCCGACAAACAGAGGACGCGGGGACGCCGAGGACGAGGUCGCCAUCGACGCCGCGUGUACCAGUACCACGCCCACACGCGACGGCAGGGCCCGCGAAGGAAGACGCCGUGGAGGACGAGAACUCGAUGAGCAUGGACGAGGCGUACGCGCUCGCGCUAGCGGGGCGGCAGCGGGCGCCGCCGACGGAGGAGGAGGCGGCCGGGUCCGAGGUGGACGCCAAGGCGGAGGAGUUCAUCCAGGGGUUCAAGGAGGACCUCAGGCAGCAGCGCCUCAAAUCCAUCUUCAACUACACCCAGAUGCUCAAGCGCCGCGCCGCCGCCGGCCGCCCGCCUGCCGCCGCUCCAGAAUGAUAUGCUCGUCGUACUCAUGCCGAUGGUUGGCCAUGGCCUGAUCGUUUCGGUCCGUGGCUUGACUUGCUGCCCUGGACGUCGCCGCCGGUCCACCUGCGGUUCACGAUGUUCAUUGCUUCAUUUUUUCCUUUUUCUUUAGAGAGGAUUGCUUGGUGUGUUUGUUUUAAAAAAAGUUAGAGCUGGCCUUUUUUAGUUGCUUGCUCUCGUGUACAUAGGCUUUUUGGUUGUUGGUUUGUGCAGAUUGUUUGUAGUGGCUUUUCCUUUUUAUUAUUGGCUUCAACUCCUGUACAUAGGCAUUUUGGAUUUGCCUGUAUGUACCGCAUGUCGUGUUCUUUUAUUUGUAUGCACAUUCUUUUAUUUGUUGUAA